GCUGAGGUGUCCCAUGUGUCCCAGGUGUUCAGCUCAAAUUGAGCAACACUCUACACAAGAAUUCAGCACUCUUGGACAGUGUGGAUGAAAGAUGAGAGAAGAAUGAGGAGCUGUCACAAUUUGGAGGAGACUAAAGAGAGCACCUUACAGUUGACAUUACACUUCUCCCCGUGGAGCCACAAAGUAAACAGCUCAUGACUUCUGAUCAGGACGCUAAGGUUGUGGCUGAACCGCAGGGCCAGAGAGUCCAGGAAGGGAAAGACAGCGCUCAUCUGAUGAAUGGUCCCAUAUCUCAAACCACUUCUGAGACAAGCUCCAUCCCAGCUUUGAGUCAGGUACCAGCAGCCAAGGUUUCGGAGCUAAACCCCAAUGCAAAAGUGUGGGGGACACCUGUGUUACAUUUGGAGGCAGGUAGUGCAGCGGACGGCGGUGUGCGCGCCGCCUGGGAGGACGUGCCCGGCCGUCGGCCUGACUGCAGCCAGGGAGAAUUGGAUGCCAAUGGCGACGACGACGGAAGUCAUGAGGUUGCAGCGCUGCCAGAGGUACAGGAGUCGGACCAGACAGCCAUGAGCACCGUGGCUCUGGACCACUCGGAGUACGAGUGUCCGCCUGAAAGCAGUGAUGCGGGAGGAAAUGAGUCUCAACCAGAAAGCCAGGAAGACCCCCGAGAAGUACUUAAAAAAACAUUGGAAUUCUGCUUAUCCAGGGAGAAUCUUGCUAGUGACAUGUACCUUAUAUCGCAGAUGGACAGUGAUCAGUACGUGCCAAUCACCACGGUGGCGAACCUGGACCACAUCAAGAAGCUCAGCACCGACCUGCACUUGAUUGUCGAAGUGCUGAGAUCUUUACCUUUAGUCCAAGUGGAUGAGAAGGGAGAAAAAGUAAGGCCAAAUCAAAACCGUUGCAUAGUGAUACUCCGUGAGAUCCCGGAAUCCACACCAGUAGAAGAAGUAGAAGCACUAUUUAAAGGAGAUAAUUUACCAAAAUUUAUAAACUGUGAAUUUGCCUAUAAUGAUAAUUGGUUUAUUACAUUUGAAACAGAAGCUGAUGCACAGCAGGCUUACAAAUAUCUGCGAGAAGAAGUCAAAACUUUUCAAGGAAAACCAAUUAAGGCGCGGAUAAAAGCAAAAGCAAUAGCUAUCAACACAUUUCUGCCAAAGAAUGGAUUUCGGCCCCUGGACAUGAGCCUUUACACGCAGCACCGCUACACAGCGUCCUUUUACUUACCUCCCGUCUACAGCCCUCAGCAGCACUUCCCUCUGUACAGCCUGGUCGCCCCCCAGACAUGGUCAGCAACACACAGCUAUCUCGACCCACCCUUGGUGACUCCAUUUCCAAAUACUGGAUUUAUAAAUGGGUUCACGUCUCCAACCUUCAAACCCGCGACAUCGCCUCUGACUUCACUCAGACAGUACCCUCCGAGAAGCAGGAAUCCUGGUAAAUCCCACCUGCGCCAUACCAUUCCCAGUGCAGACAGAGGACCUGGGCUGCUAGAAAGUCCUUCGAUAUUUAACUUCACUGCGGACCGCUUGAUGAAUGGUGUCCGGAGCCCACAAACGAGGCAGACAGGCCAGCCCAGGGCCCGUGGACAGAACCCUCCGGCCUCCGCCAAGCGAGAUGCUGGGGCCCCGCGGGUGGAGCCAGGAGGCCUCGAGUCCUCUCCCGGCUUAGGCAGAGGCAGGAAAAAUUCCUUUGGUUACCGGAAGAAAAGGGAGGAGAAGUUUACAAGGAGUCAGACUCAGUCUCCGACGCCACCAAAGCCUCCAUCCCCGAGCUUCGAGUUGGGGCUGUCCAACUUCCCCCCGCUGCCCGGCGCAGCGGGCCACUUGAAGGCCGACGACUUGUUUGAGAACAGGCUGUCUAGCUUGCUCCUAGGCUCGUCCAAAGAAAGGAGCCUCAGCACAGACGCUGGUGUGAGCACUCUUCCCUCAGCGACCCCCAGGGAGCCCCCGGGACCUGCCCCCUGCACCCUGUCGGCGGCCCACGAGCGUGCCCCUUCCCCCGCCCACCUGCCCGAGGACCCCAAGGUGGUGGAGAAGCCAAGGGAAGCGUCAAGUGUGGACAGACUCCCUUCCGCCCCGACUGCCACCGCCAGUAAAUCGGUGCAGGUGAACGGUGUCAGCCUGGAACUGCGAAAACCCAGCUAUGCGGAGAUUUGCCAGAGGACCAAUAGAGAACCUCCAUCCUCCCCAUUGCAGCCCCCGAAAGAACAAAAGCCAAAUGCUGUCAGUUGUGGGAAGGGAGAAAAGCAGCUCUCCGAGAAAGAGCCCCCUGCCGCCAAGGCCAGCCCGGGGCCACCCAGAGACCAGAGGAGGCCGCCGGGCCCAUCCGUGGGGAAGCGUCCGCACAGAGAACAGAGCACGCCACCCAGGUCCCCGCAGUAAGCGCCCAGGUCUGGGGCUGCGAGGAGCUGAGGUCACCACAGCUGAGCACCGUCCCCCUCGGCGCCGAGAAUGAGCCGCUGGUUAGGAGCUUGCAGUGUAGACGAGGCUCUGAGAUGCCUGCAAGUCACUUCUAUGAGUCGGAUUCCCCCCCCUUGGAAAAAAUCUAUUUUUCAGGAUUUAAUUAAUAUAAACCUUAUUUUAGGUUGGUGCUUAACUGGAGGUGAUGCAUAAGUCUGAUUUUUUUUCAGGAUAGAAAAUGCAUUUAUCCUAACAAAUUGAUAUUUUUUAUUAUGCCUCCAUGUGGUUAUGAAUGCAAGCUAUAAAUAGUGAGUUUUUCUAAAUUAAGCGGAACUGUGCUACUUCAUUUUUUAAAAUAACUGGUUAGCAAGUGCAUAUCUCUAAGGAUGUGCAGACCGACGGUGAGGCCGAGGACCGUGGGUUGAGGGCACGAGGUGGUGCUGUGGGGUGCAGCCUGGAGGGGGUGCACCCUGGCCCCGAGUGUGACUGUCAUUCAGAAUCAGGUGAUGGUAGCUUUUUAUAAAAAGUGCAACUGCCUUUGAUCUACUGGUCAGAGAGCCCCGCGAGAGCCCGAAACCUUGUUUUGAUGCACUGCAAGCGAGUAACCAGCUCCUCACUCCAGUCUCAAGUGGCUAUUGUGUAAGAUAAAUUCAAAGCACAUUGUGAAUAGAACUUAAAUGAGAACAUAAACUGUGUCGUCCACUGACAUGUGACCGCAAAAUUGUACCCUGGUGUUGUCUUGCUCCGCGAGCUGGCGGGAGGGCUGGGAGUCCGCCCCCCUCUUGCGUCUCCCCUGUGUUAGCCGGCUCCCGUGGGCGCCUUCCCGAACCUCUGCGCUCUGCGUCGGCAGUGGAGUGGUGCAGACAUCCCCUGACUGUGGGAGAAUGAUUUGGGUGCCUGGUGGUGGGGGAGAUGAGAAUUCCCGCUCCGGACCUCCGAGGUCAGGGUCUCGGCGGCCCCUCCUGGAAGUGCUGCACUCUGAACACGCCUGCUCUAAAGCUAGCGGUUUGUGAUAAAGGUAAAUAUAAAUUAUUUUCUUUUAAAAUGCCUAAAUUUCUCCUUUGAGUGUAAUAAGCAGCAGCCAUUAAAAUAAGGAUAUUUCAUGCUACAUGUAACCAUACAGUUUAUUCCACAAAAUGUUAUUUAACAAGACUGAGGGUUUUUUUAAAAAAAUUAUUUCCAUCCAAUAUUUAAAGACUUGAAUUUUAUUUAAACUUGAAAAUGACUUUGCCUUAACUUUUGUAUAAGACAGCGUAGAGCUCUGGAGACCGGCCCUGGGUUGGCAUGAGUGGGUCACAGUUCCUCGGCGGGCACCCGAGAACUAGCGGCGUGCUUGCAGUACAGCUGACGAUCUCACACAGCUGACCUUUUCUCAGCUUGUUGGAAAUCCUGGGAUGCAGAUGGUCCAUGCUGUUAAAUGUGUGCACUUGGGAGAGUGUGCUUCGCCUGUACAGUUGUAAAUACUGAGAACAUAUUAAAGGUACCCUAAAGAGAAAAUCUGAUACAAAUUAUCGAUAUAUUAUAAAUGUUGCUAUUGACCUGAAUGUAGAUAAACUAAAUGUUGUGGUUUGAAUAUCAUUUUAAUUUGUUGGGGUUUUUUUCCCUCUUAAACUGGUGUGUUGAACUGAUUCUGCCUCUUUGCUGCUGCAAAAGGGGAAUGGACAGGACAGUCUCGUGAAAGCCUCUGUUGUGUUCACGCUCUUUCUUCAAGUAUGUAAAUAUGUGCUACUCAGAGCUGGUGUGAGGGGUGCGGAGUUUAGUGGAAGGCAGGAAUUGGCAGGAUCCUCAGGGGAAGUGAGAAAUAAGCUACUACUGAAAGUCGCCCUGCGGGGAGGGCUCGCC
Molecule: messenger RNA, 4244 nt
Organism: Rhinolophus ferrumequinum (greater horseshoe bat)
Lineage: Eukaryota; Metazoa; Chordata; Mammalia; Chiroptera; Rhinolophidae
Gene: LARP4B
Product: La ribonucleoprotein 4B
Exons: 18
Coding region: 195-2384 (729 amino acids)
Biological process (GO): positive regulation of translation
Cellular component (GO): cytosol; cytoplasmic stress granule
Molecular function (GO): mRNA 3'-UTR binding
Source: RefSeq, a predicted model, not a curated record